UUGGUCUGGCAGUGCCACUACAACGCACACACUUUUUCUCUCUCUCCCCCUCUUGUGCAUCACUGUAGCAGGAAGCCCUCUUGCCCUCUCCAUCUCUCCCCCACCCACCGUGCCGACCUAAUCCCUGCAGGGAUGGAGAAGUUCUAAUUCAGAUUCAAGGGCGUUGGACAGGCACCAACUGGCUAGCUGAUUGUGAUUUGGCUUAUUCUGAAAUCCGAAGCUUGAAGCCAUUCUGGGUGUCAGUCAUCAUGAUGAGACAAACUUCUAUUAGGAAUCAAAGGAGCAAAGGGCUAAGGAUAAAAAAUAUCCUUCAGAUUUGCAUCUUGACUGUUAUGUUCUUCUGGUUGCUUUAUCAGCUGAAGCAUUCUUAUGACAAGAAGAAGGGAUUAGACGAACACAAAUCAAGAAUCUCAGACAAUGCCAUUGACAUGGAUUCAGAAUUUGUAGGUCUUGGCCGGAAAGCCCUCCCACAUGACCAUAGCAUCUUUACUCACGAUAAAGUCAGUGACAAGGAUAAAGAAACUGAAGAAAUUGAUAGAGGAGAAGAUGGAGAAUCUCAUAGACGAAUGGAUGAUGAAGAAGCCAAAGAUAUCCCGGAAGAUGGAAUCGAUGAGCUAGAUAAUGAGCAAGAAGAUGACCAGGAUGAUCAAGAGAGGGGGGAUGAGGAAGCUGAGGAUGGAGAUGAUACUGUAAAUGAAGAAGAAAAAGAUGAUCAAAUUGAGGAGGCUGAGUUCCUGGAUGACCAAGACCCUGAGGAUGAUUCUACCCAGGAUGCACAUGAAAAAAGUUACAAAAAUGAUGAUGCUUCUAGUUCUGUUCGCCAGGACCAAGUGAAUGGAACAGAAAUUAGUGAUAUCGGUGUGGACGAGGAUCAACAGAAGAACAAUGAGAAGGAUGUGGAGACGGAAGGUAAAACUGGCAGGAGUAAUGCCACCAAUGACGAUAAUAAUUCCACUAUCACUGAUGUUAUUACCCUAGAAAAAGUCACCAAUCAUAACGAUAGCUUAACUGCAAGCAGAUCGUCUGGUACAAAAAUGGAGCAAGAAAUUUCUCCCAUCAAUCAGACAAAGAAGGAGGGCAACCUUCUUACAGAAGGUGCAUUGGAUAUUCAAGUGAAGUUACAAACUGUGCCACAACUGGCUACUAAUGCAAACAAAAUUGUCAAAACGAAUAAUCCUCCAUCGCUUGCUAAUGAAAUACUUAAUAGGAGCAUAGGUAAUGCUCAAAAUGCCACGAUGUCUUUGCAGACCCCAGCUGAAGCUGACUCCAGCUUAAAAAGUAUAUUUGAGGAUAAGCAUAACAAGAACACAACUUCUGCACUAGAGAAUGUGGAAAAAGACUCUUAGGGUUUCUCUCACUGCCAUUGGUGGCAACGGAGAUGCAGUGGAAGACCAUUCAGCUAAAGAUUCAUGAAUUGUUCCAUCGACCUUACCAACAUCCAAAGCAAUGUAAAGAACAUAAAGCAAGAGGCUGCAGACUAGUGUUCGUGUGGGAUGGAAAAUGGUAGGGGUUUUGUCAUGUAAAAGAUAUAAGUUACUAGACUGCUCUUUCUUACUACUUGUGUUGCUCCUUCUGGUUUGCUUUUGCUCUACUUAAGCUUUUUUAUAUGUAUUGGGUUCGUGCCAAGCAUUCCCGAAGCACAUCUCUAGAUAAGAUCCAGAUGUUGAUGAAAUUAGCUUUAGAGGAACAUACUUGUUUUUUCCUUCUUAUUUUCAUCUGAAUAUUCAGGCAAAUUAAGCUUAUGGAUA
This is a messenger RNA of Zingiber officinale, 1748 nucleotides long. RefSeq names its product midasin-like. The transcript is spliced from 2 exons. The record is from RefSeq and is a predicted model, not a curated record. Lineage: Eukaryota; Viridiplantae; Streptophyta; Magnoliopsida; Zingiberales; Zingiberaceae. Bases 249 to 1346 code for a protein of 365 amino acids.